This is a messenger RNA of Tilletiaria anomala UBC 951, 550 nucleotides long. RefSeq lists its product as uncharacterized. The transcript has 2 exons. NCBI's taxonomy places the organism in Eukaryota, Fungi, Basidiomycota, Exobasidiomycetes, Georgefischeriales, Tilletiariaceae. The record is from RefSeq and is a predicted model, not a curated record. Bases 110 to 502 code for a protein of 130 amino acids.
GGCCCUCCGGGGGGGGGGGGGCUUCAACAAGCCGAUUUGGAUCAAAGCUGGCGCGAAGGCGCGCGAACCAAUAUCCCUCAUCCUUGCCCACCCGCAUCUUCCGACAGCCAUGAUGUUCAUCCUGAACCACGCGUACGUCGAGGGCGCCGCCUGGUUUGGCUGCUUUGAACGCGCGAAUGCGUCAGAGCAUAUCGCACCGCGCCGCGCCGCAUCGCAUUGCAAUAGAGCGUCGCAUCCAUGGUGCAUUCCAAUCUCAUUCAUCCAGUCACCAGGUGCACAAUCCGUCAGUCAUUCCCAACCAACCCACAUCCCAUCGUAUCUUCUGGCAGCUUCCUCCGCCUCCACUUUGGCCUCUGUCACCGGGGCCCCGACUCUCUGUCCUCUCCAUCUGCAGUGCAGACACGCUGGCAUCGGCUGCAUCACUCGCAGCUUGCUUUCCUCUUGCCUUUUGUUUAUUUUGCCUGUUUAUGUCUGCUCCGCGUGUAUAUAUAGGCUAUGGUAGGCUACACGCCGUGCUAUGCUUCUACUAGAAUGCAUAAAUCAUUGGGCU